AUUCAGCAAGGCGCUUUUUUAACAGCUGACCCCCCCCCUGAGCGCAGCUCACCGAAACGCAGGGGGACCCUGUGUGCCUGCCGUGGGAACGCAGCCCCACACCACACGCCCUCAGGGCCCGUGUCGUGUUAUCGCGGCCCCUUGCUGACCUGGACACAGCCGAACACACCCGCUAACACCUGAGGAGUCGGAAUCCGAAAAGCGGCGUGCGGUGGCACAACGCAGCCAAAAGCCCAAGACACGUCCCCCUGUUCACCUACUAAGAUGGUUCAUCUCCUUCCCUCGCCUCGGUCCUCCCUCCUCCUUCUCACUCUCCUGGGCAUGAGCGUGGUGUCCUCAGGCUUCCCAUUGCCUCGUCUUCGCCCCCUGGAGAGUUCUCGACUGGCGUCUCCGCCAAUCAGCCAAGAUGUGUCCAAACUGGCCCAGUGGGAAGUGCUGUAUCCCUCCUUCUCCCUUCGUGACUGGAGCAUUCAGAUGAUGUCACCUCCGGAGUUCUCUGCCCCCAAACCCAAGGCUGAGCUCGUGGCUGAUGACACCUGGCUGCCCAUGAGCCAAUCACAGACGGAGGCUCUCACAGAGGAGUCAGAACUUGGAAAGAACUGGCCGUCUGAUUCGUCCCCACGAGCAGGUAAUGAGGAGAAGAGGAAUAUUGUGGUGGCAGACGAUGCUGCAUUUCGGCAGAAAAGUAAACUGCUGACGGCCAUGGAGAGGCAGAAGUGGCUCAACUCCUACAUGCAGAAACUGCUGGUGGUCAAUUCCCCAUGA
Messenger RNA from Megalops cyprinoides (Indo-Pacific tarpon), 765 nucleotides. It is a transcript of the gene pth2, whose product is annotated as parathyroid hormone 2. NCBI's taxonomy places the organism in Eukaryota, Metazoa, Chordata, Actinopteri, Elopiformes, Megalopidae. The record is from RefSeq and is a predicted model, not a curated record. The transcript has 3 exons. Gene Ontology annotation, cellular component: extracellular region. Bases 265 to 765 code for a protein of 166 amino acids. Gene Ontology annotation, biological process: neuropeptide signaling pathway.